AAGAACUCGUUGUUAAUAAUAAUCCAUUAUACGAACUUGCGGUUAAUUAUAGUGCAUUAUAUUACAGUAAUCAACCCACUUUUGGAACACUGUAUAGUAACCAACCUGGAUUUAAUAUCCAUAAUGAGCCUGAAUUUAAUAUCCAUAAUGAUGUCGUAUAUGAGAUUGAUCACUCUGAACAUCCUGAACAUAUAAACAAUAGUAUGAUUAGUCUUGAAGCAACACUUGAAGCUAUUCCACAUGUUAUAUUUACUGAUGCUAACCCCACUUUGAUUGCUGCUAUUUGGGAUAAAUUUUCAACAACACAUGCUCUUUAA
This is a messenger RNA of Dentiscutata erythropus, 317 nucleotides long. The record is from the annotation of a GenBank genome assembly. Lineage: Eukaryota; Fungi; Glomeromycota; Glomeromycetes; Diversisporales; Gigasporaceae.